Phragmites australis (common reed) is the source of this 1548-nucleotide messenger RNA. RefSeq names its product protein ENHANCED DISEASE RESISTANCE 2-like. The record is from RefSeq and is a predicted model, not a curated record. The transcript has 3 exons. Lineage: Eukaryota; Viridiplantae; Streptophyta; Magnoliopsida; Poales; Poaceae. Bases 289 to 1215 code for a protein of 308 amino acids.
AUUAUUUUCCGUAGCCUCCUCCUCCUCCUCCUCGUCGUCCCUGCCUGCAUCCGUUUGUUUGUUUAUCCCACGCAGCGACGGCCACGCAAAGCUCUCCUUCCUUCCCCGGAGCGCACGAGACCUUCUCGAAGACGGCACGAAUCCAAGACAAGUCCCACGCAAUCGAGGCCUCGCCAGAUCCUCGCAUCCCUUUCUCGCGGCUUUCGCUCGGUUCGGCUCGGCUCCGUAGUCGCAGAACCUCGUCCGGUCCAGGAGAGCAAGCGGCCGGGAUCCAUCCCCAUCCCCAAGAUGACUUGUUCCGAUGCUGAGGCUAAGCACCAAUGGAUAGAGAAUGUAAAGUCAGGAGGAACAGUUCCUUAUCUCACACCUGAAAACUGUCCUAAUGGCUGGGCUACUCCUCACGGUGACUCGUUUAUGGUCAGAGGCCCAGAAUAUCUAACGAGUAAGGUAAAAAUACCAGGCGGGGAAUAUCUUCUAAAGCCUCUUGGAUUUGAUUGGAUCAGAGGACCAACAAAAAUCUCUGGGAUCCUGAAAGACAAGAACCAUCGUGUUAGGAAAGCCAUCGAUGAGGAGGUUUCAAGUGGUAAUCAGCCUUUUGUCUGGGCCUUCAACUUGCAACUGCCGAAGGAUAACUACAGCACGAUAUUCUACUUUGUAUCACUGGAACCUGCACCCGAAGGCUCGCUUAUGGAUCAAUUCUUAAAAGGGGACGAUGCAUUCCGGAACUCCAGGCUUAAGCUAAUAGCGAACAUAGUUAAGGGGCCUUGGAUUGUUCGAACCGCUGUGGGUGAACAAGCUAUCUGUAUACUGGGGAGAGCUCUCUCAUGCAAGUACAUUCAGGGAUCAAACUUCAUUGAAGUUGAUGUGGAUAUCGGGUCCUCUAUAGUUGCAAAUGCAAUCGUUCAUUUGGCAUUUGGUUAUGUUACAACGCUAACUGUAGAUUUAGCCUUUCUUGUCGAGAGUCAAACUGAAUCAGAGCUUCCUGAGAGACUUCUUGGAGCUGUUAGGUUCUCUGAGUUAAAUCCAGGUUCAGCUGGUUUGUAUGAAAGGCAAUCUGAAGAGCAUCAGGAAAACGCUCAGUUUCUCCCUGUAAGAUUUUGGCAGGGUUUCUCUCAACUGUUAAACAACCCAGGCAACCCUAGGGAGCCUUCCCCUAGCUUGCAGAAUAGUAAUGGAAAUGCGCACAUAGAAGACACAAUUGAGAAUAGUAAAUGAUAUUCUUCAACCCCAUACCCAAAGAGAUUGGAAUCAUAUCUUCAUUGAUUGGGGGAUUAACAUAUCAGUUAAUCAUUGCGUUACAAUUCACUUGUUGGGUGAUCAGUAUCAGAUAGUCCUGGGGCUUGUUUGUUUGCCCCCACAUCUGCUGUAAAAAUUAUAUACACUGGCCACAGACAAACUACAUCUCACUCUGUACAUAAACUGAACGUGUCUUAUGUUUUAUUCUCUUAUGGAAGAAUUGUAUGACGCUCAGGAAGAAAAAAAAGUGUUUCAUUCUCAGAUCCUUUGUUCAGAGUAUAAUAACAGUUGAGAGUAUCUGAUUCGGAUAAA